AUGAAGCAUUUUGUUCGUGGCGUUUUAGAAAAAUCCCCGUUGAAGUCGCGGAGUGCGCGGGACAUCACCGAGUUUGCCGUGCCCUUGUUUUACCAUCACGCGUCCUUUCGUUGGCAUCUUGAUAGCCGCGCGGCGGUCAAACUCAUCGCCGUGCACGAUUUCCUCAGCAGCUCGAACUUCUGCCAGGACGCCUUUUACAAAACCAUCACCACCCUGCCGCUGGCGAAACUCACGCUGACGGAGCCGCUGGAGCUCUACGCCGUCGACCUUCGCGGCCAUCAUUUCUCGGAGAAGCUUUGGACCCCCGCCGAGGUCGAGGAGAGCUACGCGUGGGCCUCCGCCGGGGAUAUUGUGCGCCUACAACGCGAGGUGGUGGUGAACACGGCCCGGGUGCUCGGGGUGGGGUUUGGCGCGAUGGUCGCCGCGCUCGCGGCGCUCGCGGCGCCCGAGGCCGUUCAGUCCCUGACGCUUUUAGUGAAGGACUACGCCCAGCUCUACCGCUGCGACCCCACGGCCUACGACCUGCGCGCGAUCAUCCAAGACGCCCCCAAAGACGCCCGGACGAUUGCCGACCUCAACGCCUACCUGAAGCCCAAGCUUCCCCACCCACUCGAUCGCGAAUUUCUGCUUGGCAACCUCAAGGAGGACCUCGACGGCGCGCGAUUUCGCUUUAACGAGCGGCUUCUCAUGAUGGAAAAGGCCCUGACGCUGCCGAUGGCGCAAGUAGAAGGGCUGCACUAUCCGGGGCCGGUGAAGGUGAUUAUCUACGGCGGCCCCGAUCCCUCCGAGGCGGAGAUGGAGGCCUUCAAGCGCCAAUUCCCGACCGCGACCUUUCACACCUCCCUGAGGGCUGAUCGAGGGUUUUACGACAGCGAGCAUAUUGGUAAGAUUUUACUCAAUUCGCUCGAUAUUGUGGGCGCCAUUGAGGGCAAUCCCGAGGAGGAAUAA
This is a messenger RNA of Phytomonas sp. Hart1, 948 nucleotides long. The record is from the annotation of a GenBank genome assembly. NCBI's taxonomy places the organism in Eukaryota, Euglenozoa, Kinetoplastea, Trypanosomatida, Trypanosomatidae.